AUGGCCGAGACAAACAGGAAGAUUGCAUUGAUCACAGGAGGUUCACAGGGCAUCGGCGCCGCUACUGCCCGCGCUCUCGUCGAGAAGAACUACUUUGUCGUCAUCAACUAUUCCUCCAAUACGGAUGCGGCUACCAAUCUUGUCGCUGAGCUCGGCUUUGAAAACGCCGUAGCCAUCAAGGCCGAUGCCAGUCUUGUGUCGGAUACUAGUUCUUUGAUUGAUACCGUUGUAUCGAAGUACGGACGAAUCCACGUUUUGAUUUGCAGUGCCGCAAAGCUCGGCUUGCAAGACAUCUCCGAGACCACCGAGGCAGGUUUCGACGCUCUCUUCGCCAUCAACGUCAAGGGACCUUACUUCCUCGUCCAGGUCAGCCUUCUUGUUUGUCCGUGGAGGGUGUCCCUUCUUUUGCUGACUUCUUUACAGAAAGCCCUCCCGCACAUGCCUCCAGGCUCACACAUCGUCCUUAUGUCGACCACUCAGUGCCACGCCAGCACCGUAACGUCAGAGUACGUAUUGUAUACCAUGACCAAAGGAGCCAUCGAGCAGAUGGCGCGCGUGUUGGCCAAGACUCUCGGACCAAAGGGCGUCUUCGUCAAUGCCGUCGCUCCAGGCCCAACUGCCACGGACAUGUUCCUGAACAGUGGAAGGCCACAAUCAGUUCUGGACAAGAUUGCGAGCUUCAGCCCACACAAUCGUAUUGGCGAGCCGAAGGACGUAGCAGAGGCUAUUGUGUUCUUGACCCAGAACCAAUGGGUCUCUGGUCAGGUCGUAAAGGUCAAUGGCGGGAUGGCCUGA
Aureobasidium vineae is the source of this 795-nucleotide messenger RNA. The record is from the annotation of a GenBank genome assembly. Lineage: Eukaryota; Fungi; Ascomycota; Dothideomycetes; Dothideales; Saccotheciaceae.